Molecule: messenger RNA, 6427 nt
Organism: Pelobates fuscus (common spadefoot toad)
Lineage: Eukaryota; Metazoa; Chordata; Amphibia; Anura; Pelobatidae
Gene: RAB11FIP5
Product: RAB11 family interacting protein 5
Exons: 6
Coding region: 328-4797 (1489 amino acids)
Biological process (GO): regulated exocytosis
Cellular component (GO): secretory granule; phagocytic vesicle; recycling endosome
Molecular function (GO): small GTPase binding
Source: RefSeq, a predicted model, not a curated record
UAUAGUCUGACAGCAGUCACUGUGCAUGUAAUUACAGGUUAGAUGCAUCUAGUUAUCUGUGGCUUUGUGUUACAGUGUCGAGACUUUCUGUAGAUCUAUACAGCCUUCUUAGAAAUUGUUUUAAAAUCUGUGUUGCUGUUUUUUGUUUUGUUUGGAUGCUAAAAAGUAUAGAAAAGGUUACCCAUCUAUCCUUACCUCUACUGCAAAGGUUAUCCAGCUUUACCUACCCAUCCUACAAAGGUUAUUCCUCCUACCCGUUGUACCUGCCCCUGCCAAGUUAGAUGUGAAUUCUGCUUCUAGUCCUUUACGUGCUGAACCCACAUCCUGAUGUAUUUAAGGCCGGAGCCUGAUUUGGGCUGGCUUCCCACCCAUGUCCAGGUGACCAUACUACAGGCCAGGGGUCUGAGGGCCAAGGGCAAGCAUGGUACGAGCGAUGCCUACACUCUGAUACAGAUAACCAAAGAAAAAUAUAGCACCUCGGUGGUGGAGAAGAGCACUGGCUCUCCAGAAUGGAAAGAGGAAUGUACUUUCGAAUUGGCCCCUGGGGCCCUGGAACGAGGGGAAAGCUGCGAGCUUCAGUUGACCGUCAUGCACCGUGCUCUCAUUGGAAUGGACCAGUUUCUGGGCCAAGUCUGCAUCCCCCUGCAGGAGGUCUACAAGCAGGGGCGCUCCCUGCGGAACCAAUGGUACAAGCUCCGUUCAAAGCCUGGGAAGAAGGAGAAGGAGAGGGGUGAGAUCGAAGUCUCUAUCCAGUUCACGAGAAACAACUUAACUGCCAGUAUGUUUGAUCUCUCUGUCAAGGACAAACCCAAGACACCAUUUGGGAAGCUUAAGGACAAGAUGAAAGUCAAGAAACUCUUUGACAUGGAGUCCUCUUCCGCCAUCGUUUCAAGCAGCGUGGGCCGUCUUGAUAGUGACGAUGAGGAUGAACGAAAGCCAAAGUCCAAGGCGGCCUUUUUCUUGAAGGGACGUUUGCGCAAAAGCUCCCUCACCAAAUCCAACACUUCUCUGGGCUCUGACAGCUCCAUCUCAAAUGCAAGUGGCACAGUGCCCACCAGUUCUGGCAUCUCCAUUGUUCUACCUGAUGCUGGCAAGAAACCAGCAGCCAGGAACAGCAGUCUGUCCACAGAAGCCACUGGUAAGGACAAUGAUGCUUCUCCAAGAAUGACUCAUAAGAGGGCCUUCAGUGACGAGGUGAGCCAGUUAACCAUCCGUACUGAACCAAAAAUUGUACAGGAUCUUAAGCCAAAGGGAAGUCCUAUCUCUAAGUCUUCUCUCUGCAUCAAUGGGAGCCAUGUGUACACUGAAGUACCCCUUCCAAAGCCUUCGCCAAGUCCACUAGAGAAAUUUGCACCUGCAUCCAAGUCAUUUCAGAACAUCGUAAAGAAAACAGAAGAUCCUACUGCCCAUGAAGGCCCUGGAGCAAAUUUGUCAGGGUCAGACAAACCGUCUCGAAAGCCAGAUGUGAAAACAAGUAUACCUACUACCAUAACCUUAGAAGAGGUAAAGACCCCUGCCAAAAUCGCUGUAGACCUUCCAAAAAAUGAGGAUGUCCGUUUGGAGUUUAAGCCCAUACAGAUUACCACACCGCUGGUGUUUUCAGAGAAUGUAUCUAGGAACAAAUCUCAAGAAAAUGUUGGAAAAGAGGAAAAGAAACCAAAGGUAAAUCUCUUCCACCAUGGGCCUGGCAAGAAUGAACCUAGUGACAAGAGCCUAGCUGAACCGACAGCCCAGGUGUCGGUGAAUACAGAGGAAAAAAGCAAGGCUGGUGGCUGGUUUGGUUCCAAAGACCACAAAGAUGCCGUACAGAAACCAAGUUUCCCUUCUGGGUCUAUUGCUGCUUCAGAAGCUGCUGGAUGGGGGUCUUCUCUUGUGGAGGAACACAGUCUGCUGGCCUUUUCUCCAUCUGCAGAAGAUCAAAAGGUGCCUUCAAACCAAAGUGCUCAUGGGGAUGUCUUACUUGAAGCGCACAAACCCAAGUUUACUCCAAGCUCCACUUCUGAACCCAUCACCUCUGAGUGGGAGGAACAGUUCGAUGCCUUUGCUUCUAGCCGUCUUCAACCUGUUGCAGAUAAUCUGAGUCUGCUGGAAACUAAAAUACUGCAUUAUAAUGACUCUAUUAAUUCUCCCUUGCACUCUGGCUUUUCCAUUCAGGGAAUGGGCAUCCUUGCUGAUAAGUCUAAGACCUCUGAAGAAUCUGAACAUGGUGUCAAUAUCUUAUCUGGUAUAUAUAAAAGUAACCUUGGUGUGCAAGUAUUGGAGACACAUUGGCCAGGUAAUUUUUCACAGACUGGAGAACCGAAGAAUGAUGACAGUUCUCCUUUUCUCACAAGCGAUUACAAGCCACACAUUCCUGCAGUUGAGUCCACGAGAAUCAGGACAUCUGAUAAUAUAUUCAUACAUCAUCACAGUGAUGUCAAGUCUUUCUCCGAUAAACCAACUGAAGGAAUAGAGUCUAAUAAUACAUCUGGAUUAUGGCAUUUAGAUGAGAAUGUUUCUGUCACAGGAUUAUCUGAAUCUAACUUCACUCCUCAAAAACCCAUAUCCCACAGUACUUAUGCUAUUGAUAAAAAACUAGCUGUGGGUUCUGAAAUAAGGGAGGAUGACACAUUACAGAAAUCUGUAGAAAGUAUUCGCAAUAUAAACAGGAUAGCUGCAGUCUCUCCAUUCUUAUCUGGUGUCUGUGAUGUGGCCAGAGUACCAUAUUUCUCUAGUAGCACACUGCAGGAUCAUCAGUCUUCAAGCCAAAGCAGACUCUCUAAUAAUACCUCAGCAGAUACAAAUCAAGUAGUUGGACACAAUAGUGUGCACAUAUUGGAGACAUUGGAGUACCCCUUGGCAACUGCAGAGGGGGCUCAUAGUGAGCCAAUUUCCUAUAGGCUGGAUACAGGUUCUAAUGAAGAAAUCAUAACUAAUGAACAGGCUAUAGUGGGUGAUCGGAUUAAUGAUCCAGAAGCGAAGGUGCAGGUUUUAAGUGAACCUGUGGGGUUCAUGGUGCCACCUAAGCCUCCACGGCUGCUGUCACCAACACUUGAAUGGAAAGAGCCUAAUGGCGAUAAUUACAAACAAACAAGUAAUCAAGACGUGAGUGCAAAACAAACACAGAGCCCAGAGGAAAAAAUGCUAGAGCAAAACAAUGGGGUGGGCAAACAGACUGUCUCUCCAGUGGCAUGUUGUCCUGUAAUUGAAGUUAUAAGCCCAGUGCAGUCUAUUGGUGAGGACACCCAAUCCACCACUGAGGGCCUUUUGGCUAAUUUAAAAGAAGGAAAUAAUGAACUAACAAAGCUGGGUGCCACUAAUGGGGAACACCUGUUAGAUGUAAAUGAGUCAACAUUGGCUGAGCAAUUCCGGACUUGCCCUUCAAAAGUCUCACUAGACGUAUUAGACCUGUCUAGUGCUGAGAAAAGCUCAAAUAAAUUGGAUGUUUUGAAAUUUGGCCCAGGCACCAAGUUAAUUAACCAUGAGUCAUCUACAGCACUUACUAAUCUGGAUGACAGUAAGCUUGAGAGUGAGAAAUUCUCACAUCCACUGCCCGUGUCCAAAGAGGAAAAAGACCAUGUGAAAGAACUCUCAGGUUCUUCUCAUAAAGUUGACAAUUCUGGGCUCUUUUGGUCUGCUCUAGAGGAGCCGCUACAUUACGUAGCUGACCAUGGUAACGUCAUACAGAAUACAGAAGUUACACCGUGUGAUAAUGUAUUGCCAGAAUGUGAAGGUAUAACUAACAAAGACAAAAACUUUAAAAAUAUGAAGGAGUCCAAAUCCAAUAGCAAGCCACAACCUGACUUUGUAGAUCCUGUAUCGCAACUAAGCAGAACAGAAUUGAGAACAGAAAGCCAAUCUGGUCUUUCUUUGAGCCACUUGUCUAGCUGGUCAGCAGAUAUAGUUGUGGACUUUAAGAAUGAAGGUUUUUGGAAGUCAGAGUCCGACCUCUUAGAGGAUGCGGAUGAAAAAAGUGUACCUUCACCUGGCAAUCCAUUUACAUCUACUGAGAAAACUCCACCAAUCCUGAGCCACAAAAACCCUUUUAUUGAGCAUCUACAAAGUGAUCAAAGUACUGAAACUUCAUUGCAGGAAGAUUUGAGUUUCAAAGACCUUCAUGUGCAAGCAGCGUUUAAAGAUCUCCCACCCACUACCCUCCCUUCUAAAAUGAAAAUUCCCUCCUUGCAUGACCGCCAACCACUGGCCUUCUCUACUCCCUCCCUGGUUGCCACACAAAAUCCUAAGUUAUCCAACUUCCCUUCUCCAAUUAUAUCUCCUACAAUCUCUGGGGUCACCAGUGCGAAGAGUACUCAUGCAGCAGCUCUCGCCUGUUUCCAAUCUCCUCCUACCAGCUGUGUGGUGAAAACCAGCGCACUCUCUGUUCUGCCUCAGGAGACACUGCCGGCUGAAAAUCCAUUAAUGCCACCGAGAACCAGUCCUCAUCCUGUGAAGCCUAUAAGUGCCACGCUGUCUGGUGGCGACCAAGAGAAGAAGCCUAACAAACCAGCGCUGACCGCGGCUCUGAGCAGUGGUCUGGAAGUGCUGAAAUCUGUGGCUGGCGGACAGCCACAGGCACCGAAAAACCCUGACCUGGACAGAGUUAAGGAUAUCUGCUCUCCAGACAUGGCUGCCAAGUAUUACCACUUGACCCACGACGAGUUGAUCCACAUGCUGCUGCAGAAAGAGACUGAGCUUGGCAGAAAGGAGAAUCAUGUGCGUGAGCUUGAAGACUACAUUGACAAAUUGCUUGUGCGCAUCAUGGAUCAAGCACCAACACUGCUGCAGGUCCCACUGGAGACCAAAAUGGAGAAGAAAUAAAAAAAAAAAAACUCCUUGCUAUUAAAGUUUUAAAGCUAAUGGGGGUAUAACCUGUGAUGGUGUCAGAAACACCCAGCAUCCUUGGGUUUCCCCACCAUUUAAAUCAUAUAAAGUGUUCUGUUUAUCUAAAUAAAUCUUCCUAAGGUAGUAGGAAUGUUCUUGGUUUAUACAUGGAAACAGUUGGUUGUAUUUGUCUUAACGUGUUCUCUUGACCUUUUAUUUGGAAUUUUCCUAUUUUUUCCAGUGAGGACCUUGAACAUAAAUGAGACUGGACCUACUAACUGUGUGUGAUAUCUUUUUAAAUCUUUUCUAAAGGUCUCCACAUUUUUUUUGUCACCUGUCAAUUGAUUUAAGGUUGAGUAGUCUUAAGCAAUUCUUGCCACAGGGCGAGAGAACUUAUUACAAUAGUUUACAAGGCUCCCGUAUGGCCUGAAGGUAACAAACUUGGCCAUACACCUGAAAACUUAAAUGCUUUAUGUUCAUUGUUCUGUUGUCCCUCAGAGGAGCCCAUGUGUUUUCACGUUAUACCAUCUGCUUUCCAGUUAGUAGUGGUGAUUGUUUAGUGCUAAUGCACCAGACUCAGUAAUCCAAAGUUUUUGAAAAAUGUAUUUGAGUGUUCCCGCUACAUGACACAUCCCCUGCUGGAGGAGUGCUACUGUCCUAAAAUGCUCAUAAAGGGCAAGUAGACCAUUCCAAAGCAAUCCAUUUACCAGGAUCACUUGUAAGAUAUGAAUAAACCUGUAAAUUGAUGGUCAAAAAUGAAUUUGGUUGGGGAAAAUGGGUCUGGGUGUCCUUUUACGCUUGACAUUGACAUUUCUGUGGAUUAGAACGAAGCAGUCUUUAUGCACCCCUACCAUUCCAGUCGUUCUCUGUAUCUUCAUUGGAGUAGAACCGAGAAUCCCUGAAGUGCUAUGUGUGAAUGAGGACUGCUGUGAUAGCUGACCUAUAAUGGUUAUUGCUGUGGUUUACUUUGUGCCUCUCCCCGUGCGCAUUUAGUGAACAUUGGAGAAUGCAUUCCUAGUGAGUGGUUGUUUCUAAGCCAGCUUUAGGUGGGAAACUUGGUUUUAACAGAAUGUCAUUCUAUAGCGGGUCUACUAGACUGAGAGAUUGGGAAGAAAACUUUAGGUGGCGUGGAAAAUGGAUGUGUGUGUGUAUAUAUAUGCUCAGGUUUAGUCCCAAUAACCUCUGUAUCCAUGAAACAUGCUGGAUGCCAUGAGUUGACACAUGGCGGACAAAGUGCAAUAUGUCGGCCAGUUUAGAUCCUGGUUAACAUGACCCUGCAGUGGGAAAAACCUGAUGAAAUGCAUCCACGUAGGAAUCUUUGUGUAAUUUUGUUUUUAAUGGUUUGUCUCUCCAGACCUGCUGUGUCCUUGUUAUGCACUUCUUUCCAAAACUAUCCAUAACAGAAUUGCAUUGAACUUUUAGAGUUUCCAUAUUUCCAUAGAAACGCACAGUAUUUGCAGCAUGCUGCUAAAUGAUUUAAAGAAUGAAAUAAGCUUCAGUAUUGUAACACAGUCAAUGUGCCUUUUCCUAUUCUUCAUAGUGCGAACAUGAAAAACGUAUAGAAACAUGCAGUGCAUAUGCUUUCACUUCUGAGAUAUUUAUGUUUAUAAUAUAAGUAAUAUUUAAA